Coregonus clupeaformis (lake whitefish) is the source of this 2855-nucleotide messenger RNA. RefSeq names its product cyclin-J. The transcript has 7 exons. Gene Ontology annotation, molecular function: cyclin-dependent protein serine/threonine kinase regulator activity. Lineage: Eukaryota; Metazoa; Chordata; Actinopteri; Salmoniformes; Salmonidae. The record is from RefSeq and is a predicted model, not a curated record. Gene Ontology annotation, cellular component: nucleus; cytoplasm; cyclin-dependent protein kinase holoenzyme complex. Gene Ontology annotation, biological process: mitotic cell cycle phase transition; regulation of cyclin-dependent protein serine/threonine kinase activity. The coding region runs from base 418 to 1680 and encodes 420 amino acids.
AGCAGCUGGGGCAGCUAACCACUUUGUUGAACGGGAACCCGUUGGAAAGAGACUGCCGGAUAAAAAAAUCGUUGGAAAAGUGGAAACAGACGAGAAAAUUGCGGAAUUAAACUGCUCUGAAGCAUUGUUACUUUGUCAACUGAAUAACGGAAACCGUCAUCGCUUUUCGCCGGUACGGAGGAUAGUACAAAACUUCUCAAAGAGGAAUUCUCUCAUUCAGGAUGUCGGAGUGAAACAAAGAGGUCUGGGGGCAUUCAUGUCGGAGAGGGUUCGGAGAUGCAGAUAGCUAUUUAGCACAGGUAGUCCACUCGCUCUUCCGUCUGUUUUCCGUAAACAAGCGCUGUAACAUGGAAAUAUGGCCGUGUGGGAACCCUAACCCUGUAAAGGGUUGAACUUCAUCCUUGUGGCCUUCUCUGAAUGGGAAAGAUGGAAAGGGAGUUACAAUGGUGGAAAGGACAGCUAGCAGGGGAUAUCCAUCAGUCCCUCCGCAUCAAGGAGUUGAAGCUGCCCGUGUACCGGGCCCACUCCCCUCAGAUAGGGAUGCGUCGGUACUUUGCAGACCUGCUGGCCAUACUGUCUAACCGCUACCAGCUGUGCCCUACAGCCAGACACCUGGCCGUCUACCUACUGGACCUGUUCAUGGACCACUACGACGUAGCCGUCAAACAGCUCUACGUCAUCGCUCUGUCCUGCCUGCUCCUCGCCAGUAAGUUUGAGGAGAGGGAGGAUCGGGUACCUAAGCUGGAGCAGCUGAACUCCCUGGGCUUCAUGUGUUCUCUGAACCUUGUUCUCAACAAGAGAGACCUCAUUAAGAUGGAGCUGCUGCUGUUGGAGACGUUCAGCUGGAACCUGUGUAUGCCCACCCCAGCCCACUUCAUAGACCACUACCUCCAGGCCUCGGUGCAGGAGGGAGACCUGUACAACGGCUGGCCUCUCUCCUCCCUCUCCAAGACCAAAGGCUUUAUGGACAAGUACACACACUACUUCCUGGAGGUGUCACUGCAAGACCAUGCAUUCCUGAGUUUCCGUCCGUCUCAGGUGGCGGCGGCAUGCGUAGCGGCGUCUCGUAUCUGUCUCCAGAUUUCUCCAAGCUGGACCACGUCUCUACACCUACUGACUGGAUACACCUGGGAGCACCUCACACACUGCAUCAAACUCAUGCUGCUUGCCCAUGACAACGAUGUGAAGGAGGCCAACAAACCCAAAUCCCCCCCUCCGCUGUCUUGUACCUCCUCCCUCCAGUCCCACCUCUCCCUGGUCCCAGCCAUCCAGAGACCAGCUACUUCCACCGCCCAGCAGCUCCUCUUCCAGCCCGGCCCAGUGGGCUUCCCACACCUCUCCCAGCACUCCCCCUCCCUGUCCCAGCUCCACGCGCUAGCCGACUCCCAGGCUUUGGGGCCUGCUGUGGUCAACAUGUCUCAGAACUUCCUCCAGAGCCACAGGAUGGGGCUGCUCACUGGGGCCACCACCAUGACCUCCACAGCAGGGGCCUUCCCCUCCUAUCCUAGCCUGACUUCGGGGCUCCAGCCUGGGGCUCGGGUGGCACCGCUGGCCUUGCAGGGCCCCAUCUCCAUGCAGGUAGCCUUGGCUGCGGAGCCGCGACACUGCCUCAGCAUGGCCUACAGUGGGGGGUACUUGGGGGGCGUGGGCUUCACGGCAGCGGGCUGCUUCGACAGGUGACGCCAGGAGACAGAGGAGAGGAUGAACAGCAAACCACCCCGAGCCAGGGACGGGGAGCGCUGCACUCCUCUUCCAUCACUUCUUCCUCCUCCUCUCCGCUCCCUGGCGGACCUCCUCUCUCUCUCCGUCAGCACCCCGUCCCCCUCCUCGGCCGCCCCGCGCCCUGCGCCCCCCGCCAUCAGACAGAGACAGAGAGAAAGACGGCUCAAACGCAAGCAAAGGUCAAAGGGCACCGAUGAUCCCGUGGAGGUCAUCACACUGACAUGACACCUGAUGUCACUGACCUGAUGUUGAACACUGUGUUCCGAUCACGUCACAGGAACAUGAUGCCAAGGCAGUAGCAUUAACACUGUGGAAUGGUCACAGUAUGUCCCUGGUUAUGAUACUGUUGUUAUCACUUUGAACCAGAGGCUAUGCAGCAUGAUUCCUCCUCAGUGCCUCCUGUGUUUUGACUUGAGUGAUGGCUGUCUGUGAAUUCAGCUGGUUGAAGAUGAAGUGCUGCUGGAUCUCUCUCACUGUAUUCCAAAAAUAUGAACUCAACUGAAGAGGAGAAAUAGGUCCGUAAAGUGACAUCUUGAGCUGCUGACUUGGGAACAGUGGUAUGAAGUGUUAUAAGCAGACAUACCAGUGAGUUGAAGAGGCUAUGUCACUUGCUGUGUCAAUAUAUAAAGGCCUUAUAUCACUGUUAUGCCAGUGAAUAAAGGGAUUAUGUCACUAAGUGCUACAGGGGCCAUCUGAGAAUUCCUACCCAUAAUCCUCUCUGGCUGGGGAGGGGAGGCCACAGAGUUCAUUGUUCUGUCACAGCAGGGGAAAUCCACAGUUUUAACAUAGCUGUCAUGUUUGGCCUGUUCCUCCCUCCAUCCUUUCUUCUCCGUUCCUCCUUCCUUUUCACUUCUUCUUUUUUACAAAGUCUGCUCUUGUGGUGGAGCUCGCCUCAUACCUGGGUCUUUGUUUCCGGGGGGUUCCAACCACCAAGUCUCAUAGUGAGGGUUAAAAAGUAAAGCUUUGUUUUCCAUGUCCCUCAACUCAAAGACUUCAAAUGGAACUGAACUGACAUGGAAUGCUCAUGGUAAAGGAGACUUGGAAACAUAGAAAUAUAAUUAUUUGAAUUCUAAUUCUAUGCUUGGAACUUUGUUGAAGUGUACAUAAUAAAAUGCUGCUGCCUUCUGUAUGAA